AUGUCGGCACCCGAAGCAUCGUCCUCGUCAACAGGUCGUCCAUCUCUGGACGCCUCCUCGGCAGCACCCGCCUCGACCAAUGGCACCACCACCAGCACGCUCGAAUCUGGCACUGAAGAAUCCUGGGCGCCCAUCUCCUCCAUGUCCGACUCCGCCAUCCGCACCGAACUGCUUCGCGUCCGCGAGGAACGCGACACAUUCGAAUCACAAUACCGCUCUCUCCUGUCCAAACUCACCACCAUGCGGGCCACCCUCGGCGAUCGCCUUCGGCAAGACGCAGAAGAACUCGAUCGACGCGAAACCCAAAUCGACACUCUCACAUCUACCAUUUCCAACCUCGAAUCUUCGCUUUCGACGCUACGGGCCGAACUCGUCUCUUCGCACGGUGAAACGGAUCGACUGGCGAACGAGGUGGAUGCGUUGCGGAAGAGUUUGGUGGCGAAAGAGGAGAUGAGCGGGGGAGGGCGGGAGUUGCAGGAGCAACUGGAGAGGGUGAAGGUGGAUGCGCACGGGUGGCAGACCAGGUGUUUGGAAGAACGGGCGGUCAAGGAGGAGUUGGAAUCGCGGCUUGCUGAGGCGCGAGACGAAGUGGUGCGAGCCCAGGCGGCCGAGGUGCACUAUCGUGGGGUGGCGGAACGCGAGUCUGCCAGUGCAGCGAACCUCUCUUCGGUGCUCAGCGAGUUUCAAUCCUCGCAAGAGUCCGAGCUGCAGCGUGCCCUGGGCGAUCAUCGCGACCAACUCGAUCGCCUCACCACCGCGAAUCAAGAAUGGAGAAGCAGGGCAGAAGAAGCGGAAUCCCAACUGCACCAGAACGCAAACCUCACCUCGCAAGCAGAAACCCUCGCCGCUUCGGUGAAAGAGAAGAAUUUGCUCAUCGGCAAACUUCGCCACGAAGCGGUGAUCCUCAACGAGCACCUCACGGAAGCCCUGCGUCGACUGCGGAAUCAUCAGAUGGAGGGUUCGGUGGAUAAGCGACUGGUGACCAAUCUGCUGUUGCAGUUCAUCAGCACGCCGAGGGCCGAUGGGAAGAGGUACGAGAUGCUGAGUUUGAUUGCGGGGGUGCUGGAGUGGGGUGCGGAGGAGAGGGAGGCUGCGGGGUUGCAAAAGGGAGGGGGGACGCAACGGCCAGGGAUGGGCGCGAGGGGGACGUCCAGUGGGAGGAGAGUGAGUGGAGGUGCAGUGGCAGGGAACGGCGUAGGUGGCGACGAAAGCUUUUCCAACCUCUUUGUGGAGUUUCUGCUGAGCGAGGCGGAGAGAGGGAAGGAAGGGAAGAAGGAGGGUGAAGAGGCGUUGACGAGCCCGACAUCGCCAGGGUUGCCCAAAAGGUUGUUCUCGCCCACGGGGGAGAGAAUGGAGCCUCUGUCGCCGAGCAAAAGUGACGCGGGAGGUAGGGGCGAGGUGUCAGCAGCGACAAGUACGAAUGGCGAGGAGGCACCGAAUAGCAAAUCCGCCGGAGGAGGCGGGUUCGGGUCUUACUUCGGUCUUUCAAGAGCCAGCAAGAAGUGA
This is a messenger RNA of Kalmanozyma brasiliensis GHG001, 1506 nucleotides long. Its product is annotated as GRIP-related Arf-binding domain protein. The record is from RefSeq and is a predicted model, not a curated record. Bases 1 to 1506 code for a protein of 501 amino acids. Gene Ontology annotation, cellular component: Golgi apparatus. Gene Ontology annotation, biological process: Golgi organization; endoplasmic reticulum to Golgi vesicle-mediated transport. The transcript has a single exon. Lineage: Eukaryota; Fungi; Basidiomycota; Ustilaginomycetes; Ustilaginales. Gene Ontology annotation, molecular function: small GTPase binding.